Messenger RNA from Portunus trituberculatus (swimming crab), 2630 nucleotides. RefSeq names its product N-acetylglucosamine-6-phosphate deacetylase-like. The record is from RefSeq and is a predicted model, not a curated record. The transcript is spliced from 9 exons. Gene Ontology annotation, biological process: N-acetylglucosamine catabolic process. Gene Ontology annotation, molecular function: N-acetylglucosamine-6-phosphate deacetylase activity. The coding region runs from base 304 to 1560 and encodes 418 amino acids. NCBI's taxonomy places the organism in Eukaryota, Metazoa, Arthropoda, Malacostraca, Decapoda, Portunidae.
UGUCGCCGCCGGGCGCCUACAGCUGAUGUGCACAGCUGAUCAACAUAAUAGAAGGCAAGACACCGACCAGCAACAAGUGUGGAUGGAAUGUUACCAGUACACUGCAAGGUGACGCGUUAAGAGGCAGUGCUGAGUUGAUGCUGAGCUAGUGCUGAGAAACAUGCAUACUUGACACAAGCAGAACUGCAAUAAAUGACCACUACAUGAAUUAGUGGAAGAAGAGAGAAGAGAAAAAACUGAAGUAAAAAGACCCAAAGUGCAGUAAUCUCUUCUUACAUAUCUCCAACCACCUCCAUCCUCACCAUGCCAUCCAUUGCAUCCUCCUUGAUUGUGCAGUUCAAGAAUUGCCGACUGGUGCGUGGCGGAACCAUUGUGAAGGAUGACUUGUGGGUGCGUGGCGGCCGCAUCGUCAAUCCGGAGCCUGUGUUCUUUGACGAGAAGGUGCAAGCAGAUCUGACUGUAGACUGCUACGAUGCCCUCAUCUGCCCUGGCUUCAUAGAUAUACAGAUUAAUGGAGGAUAUGGGUAUGACUUCUCCUCAGACUUAGACAAGCUGGAGGAAGGCAUGUCCACAGUGGCCAAGGGUAUUCUGGCGACAGGGGUGACAUCGUUCUGUCCCACUAUAGUCACUUCUCCCACCUCUGUUUAUCAUGAGGUGUUGCCAAAGCUGAAGAGAACCCCUGGAGGCAAGGAAGGGGCAGGCAUCCUGGGAAUCCACCUUGAGGGGCCCUUCAUCAGCCCAGAGAAGAAGGGGGCCCAUCCCCCUGAGUUCAUCCAGAAGAUUGAGGGAGUCAACAAAGUAUACGACAUAUAUGGUAACCUGGACAAUGUGGGACUGAUCACCAUCGCCCCAGAGCUGCCUGGAGCGCUGGAAGUCAUACAUCACCUGACAGCCAAAGGAAUAAAGGUCUCUGUGGGUCACUCCAAUGGCAACCUGGAGGAUGGUGAGGCAGCUGUCAACAAAGGUGCCUCGUUCAUCACCCACCUGUUCAAUGCCAUGCUGCCAUUCCACCACCGUGACCCAGGACUUGUGGGACUCUUGACCAGCCAGCACAUCAACCGGCCUGUCCAUUAUGGAAUCAUAGCUGAUGGCAUACACACUCACCCUGCUGCUCUCAGAAUUGCCCACCGUACCCACCCUAAAGGUGUGGUGCUGGUGACAGAUGCAAUGGCUGCAAUGGGCCUGGGUGAGGGACACCACUACAUAGGACAGAUGGAGGUGCUGGUGAAGGGUCAAAAAGCACAGCUGGUGGGCACCGACACCUUGGCCGGCGCAAUUGUCACCAUGGACAACUGUGUUCGGCGCUUCAUCAAGGGAGCUGGUGUGACGGUGGUGGAGGCCAUCGAGGCGGCCACUCUGCACCCAGCUCAGGUGAUGGGUGUGGACCACCUCAAGGGCACACUGGACUUUGGCUCAGAUGCAGACUUCUUGCUGCUGUCUGACAAGGGUCCUCUGAAGGUACUCAACACAUUCAUCAGUGGCCAGUGUGUAUAUGCUGCCCCUGAGGCUCCUUCUAUUUCUUAUAGAGAUCCUUCAGGGAAAAAAUUUUCUCAUAAAUAAAGUAUAUCAUGUAUUAUACUUUGCUUGCUUUUAUCUAAGUUACUGCAUAUCUGCCUAUAAUUUAAAUUUCUGAAAGGAAGCUUUGCUUUGUUGUUACUCACCAGAGUGCUUGUUGAUAUUCUAUUAUAUUUCUUGAUAUUAUGGAGAAAGAAAUUAAGAACUUUAAAACACUGCUGGUUCAUAGGCUUAAAGAUUAGCCAAUCAGAAUCACAUGUGAGGUAGACAGCAAAGGUCACAAAUUUGGCCCCACAACUUAUAGAAGUUAUUGCUUCCCAGCUAGAUAAUGAAUAUCCCAACAUGAACCUAACAUUGCAAUCCAGAUUGCAAAAACACACUUUAAUUUUGUCAUGAAAUUUUUUGUAUAAAUUCCAGACUCCAGGAUAAAUUUUGUCAUGAAAUCUAUAUAUAUAAAUCACAGCCUCCAGACUAACCAAACUCCUGAAGACUCUGGGUGUGUCCUGGAGACUGAAUGGAGUGGAGUGUCUGUCUUUCUUUGUCUUGAUGAUCCUCAUCCUACACCGAUUCUUUUAGGUGAACAAGUCACCUUAGGGUGCCACAUUCCACCAGCACAAUACCAUAUUACAUUUCUUUGGCUCUAUUAGACAUGCCAGCCUUAAUUAUAAAUUUUGUUUUUCUCUCCAUCAAAUAAUUAACACCACAAAUCUUUUACUGUCCAGUGCCUGGGUACUAAUCAUAAACAUAAGGCUAUGAUAUAAUACACAUACUUAUGUACAGUACUGCUAUGUUCUGGAGGCUUAGGUGUUCUCUAUAAUGAAACCAUGCAAACCAAAAAGAAAACAGCAGCAUGUUUGUGAUCUUUUGUGUUCCUUUGGUGUAAGGAGACAAGCAAAGCUGUCUCUUGUACAACCAUCAAUUCAGCAGGAUGUUACUACCUAUAUGUACCAGGGUAUUAGUACAAAGUAUGCAAUGCUCUCUGUCAUGCUUCUCAUUCCCAUAUACUGUAUACUGUUCUGGAUACUUGUAUCAUGAAAGACAAAACCUUGUUGUGAAUGCAUGUUCUUGUUUUGAGAAAGUUUAUUAAAAAUUUAUAUAAAGAUUGAUAUUUUGAA